Emiliania huxleyi CCMP1516 is the source of this 4359-nucleotide messenger RNA. RefSeq lists its product as hypothetical. The record is from RefSeq and is a predicted model, not a curated record. Gene Ontology annotation, molecular function: store-operated calcium channel activity; inositol 1,4,5 trisphosphate binding; protein binding. Bases 1 to 4359 code for a protein of 1452 amino acids. Gene Ontology annotation, biological process: manganese ion transport; regulation of cytosolic calcium ion concentration; calcium ion transmembrane transport. The transcript is spliced from 3 exons. Gene Ontology annotation, cellular component: cation channel complex; membrane. NCBI's taxonomy places the organism in Eukaryota, Haptophyta, Isochrysidales, Noelaerhabdaceae.
AUGCCGGAGCAGCGGUCGUCGGCACCGCACAGGCUGGCUCGUGACAGCGAUCGCUAUUACUUGACUGAGCGUUUCCCACUGGCGGCAGUGAGACGGUCGCACGUCGACGACGAGCACGUCCCAUGGGCACGGCCCUUUCCUGGCUACGCUCCAGUCGGCUCCGGCUUUGAGCUCGCGGCAGGUCGUCGCGCAGGCCUCAAUCUCAAUCCUGACAUGGGCCUCAAAGAGGAGCAGAUCCGUGCAGCAGGCCUCAAUCCUGGAGGCCGCACUGGGCUGACGGGUGGCUGGGACAAGUUCACCGUCGCAGGGGCGAACUACGCGGUCGAUCCCAUCAUCACUCGCUUCCAGCCGGGGUCGGGCCAGCGCAGGCUCCAGCUGCUCGCGGUGCUGCAUAAAGACGGCAAGGAGUGGGCCGUCCCGGGCGCGAGGCUAAGGGGUUCGCCGGCCGGAGGCUGGGAGCGCGACAUCGAAGCGAUGGAGCGUGGGCUUCGCGAGAAGGGCGUCGACAUCGUCAAUCUCGCAGAAGGCGGCACGGCGGAGCCGGUCUUUCGUGGCUACGUCGACGACGCCCGCAACACCGACGACGCGUGGAUCGAGACAACUGUGCGACAUUACCACCUGGACGACCUUGGGCAGGGCGAGAUCAAAAGCCCGGGCGUGAAGUGGGUGGACAUAUCGCCCGAGGUGCCAAUCUACCAGCCGCACUGCGCCUGGGUGUACCACGUCGCCGACGAGAUGCUCAAGGUGCCGCAAAUCGAGCGGCAGAUGCGUGGCCUGUCCUUGAAGUUCGUCUUCCGGCCCGUGCCGGCGCUCUGGAGCGACCCCGAGACGCCCAGCGACCCCGAGACGCUGCGGCUCAUUGGCACGACCUCAGACAACAUCUCGGGGAGCGAGAUGUCCCGCAACAUCGUCGUCAAUACGGUGCGAAUAGUAGCGUCGGACGACGUAGCAACGGCUAGCCAGAAGGAGCGCAUUACUUCUCACUAUCGCUUUUCCUCGGAGCAGGCCGAGAUCUUCAGCGUCUCCGCUAUCAACCUCCGGCUGAGCUCGCUCCAGCUGCGCGACGGGGUUCGCGCGCUCUUAUCCAAGUCCGCUAUCCACGCAUGUGGCGAGCAGUGGGUGCGAUGCCGAUGCGCGCGCUUUGCGCCCAUCACGGUCGGGUGGGAGCUACGAGCACGCUUCAACAUCCCGCAGCAUGCGACGCACCAAGCAUUUCUGUACGGUGUCCUCGACGCUCGCAGGUUCGACGACGUGGGUGGACAGCGCGACGGUGUGUGCGACCCGUUCGAGGGACUACUGGUGUCGGGCGGCUUUGUGUACGCCGACUGUGACGGCAGCCGCGCCAAAGUGCUGCGCGUGACCUACGUCAGCCUUCCGACAAACGACCUCUACUCGAAGAAUCACACGGUCGAGUUCACGGGUCCGCACCGCAUGAUCACCCCCGCUCGCGAGGUCCAUCAGGUCCGGGGGCAAUGGCGGGACGUCACGCUCUCCUUCCUCCUCGGGGUCGGCGCAGAGUCCUUCCUCUGGCUCAACCCGGGGGAGGAGGCCGGCGAGCACCCAAUCAAGUUUGGCGCAUUCGCUUACUCCUCCUCGCCCAGCGGGCAGGGCGAGGCCGUCUACUUUUACCUCAAGGUGGCGGACGACAUGCGCCUCGCCAAGGCCGCAUCCGUCCUCGAUGAGGAACAAGCGGCGUACCUGAGGGGCGUCGGCGUCGAGGCGCCUGUCGAGGUGGCGCGCAAGCCCGACCACAGCGGCAAGGUGGACGGGCAGCGCUGUGCGGCACAGGAUGCCGCCGAUCGCAAUUGGCUCGCGCUGCACGACGCCGUCGCCAUGGGAGACGCUGCCCUCGUCGACUCGCUCGUCCGCGACGAGCGGCUGCUGCCCGAGGAGCUGGUCGAGUUCCAGCUCACCCGCCGGCAGCUGUCACGCGGCCACGACGACGCUCCCCGCGGCCGCGACGCUCCCCGCGGUCGCAAUUCCCCGGCGAUACUGCACCGGGUGGACGUGCCUGCCUCCGGCAGCGUGCUCACGCCGCUGCAGGUCGCGGCGACGCAUGGGCACAGUGAGGUCGUGCGCGUGCUGCUCCGGCGGGGAGCCUCGCCUACAAUCCAAACCGCCAACGGCGCGACGGCCAUCGACCUCGCCCUCCGCGACGACGAGCUCUCGGCAGAGCAGCUUCUUGGGAAGCUCAACUCAGCCAUUGAGCUGCUGCCGGCCUUGUUUCGCGUCUCGGCCGGCGAGGCGCUCUGCUAUGUCGCCGAGGUUUCAAGGCGUGCGACGGCGGCGGCGGCGAUGCAGAAACGGACCCGCCCUGCGGCGGCGGCCGACCUCACGGCGGCGUCUGAGCGAGCACAGAACCAUGGGAACUUGCUUUUCAGCCGCCUGUCGAUCCUGCAGCAGAUGCACCUGCUCGAGAGCGAGGGAAGCCGCGCCAGGACAGUGCCGCGCACGAGUGGACAGGCCGGGAUGGUGGGGCGGCCUCGAAACUUCCUCGCCCGCGCCGUCGGAGUCCCUUGCAAGACAUUGCUGGCUGACCCAACUGUGCAGAGCGCGAUCGAGCGCCGCUGGAUGGGUGAGCUGUCGCACUCUGUCGUCUCUGGCUACGUCGUCACGCCCAACGGCGUCGAGCAAAAGCUUCGCCGUCCGCUGUCGCGCGCGCUGCUGCUUGUUGUGGCCGUGGGGCUCAACUUGCUGGUGCUGCCAUUCGUGGCGCUCGUGCCGCCCCUGCGCUCCGUCCUGCUGCAGAGCCUUCACCUCGGUUUCAGACUGGCAUCCACGCACCGCACGCCGCACAGCGAGGACUUCAAGCGCAAGUGGAACCCGUCUGCGCAGCUCUACACCGACUCGCUCUACCUGCUGGAUGUUCCAGUCUUCCGGUUCGUCCUGUCGUCAAUCAGCUGGGCGCUGCUCGCGCUAUGGAUGACCCUUGUGCCGACGCCGACGCUCGCCAUCGCCGUCGACGACAUCUGGGGAGGGGUGUCGACUCUCGUAUCGCAGGGGGCGUCGGGGGUCCUGCCCGCCCUCGAGCAGGUCACGGAGGGUUUGUGGUCAGGACUGACCUCGGUGUUGCUGCUCGGCUGGCUGUUUGCACACCUGCUCGAGCAGGAGGUCUCUGCCUUCUUCUCCAGCGGCGACUUCAUUAAGCAGGUGGAGCUGGUCUCGGUCAGCCUUGCAAUCAGCGCCAAGCUGAUGCCCCCCCUCCCGUGGGGCCACCAGACCCUUGCGUUCGGGCUGCUCCUCAUGUGGACCUCGUGGUUCCUGCGCGUCUUUAGCGUCUUGGGCAUGGGGCCGCAGGUCGUGAUGCUGCGAAAGAUGAUAAAGGACACGGUCCAGUUUCUAGUCCUUAUGGCUGGCUGCGCCGCCGCCUUUGCCGCUGCGCUGUACACCCUCUUCCGUAGCACAGCGCUGGACGGGGGCGAGGAGUGCGGGCCCCUGGAGGACCUAUCGCAGUCGCUGCCCGUCGCGCUGUACCGACUGCUGCUGAUCUCGCUCGACCCGGGCUCAAGCAUCGAGUGUGCGGGCGCGGUCGCCGAGACGCUCGAGGCUGGCACGGUGUACGACUUCCGCGUCGCCGCGCCCUUCAUCAUGAGCGUCUACGUGGUGCUGUCGGUGGUGCUGCUGCUCAACAUGCUCAUCGCAAUCAUGGCCAAGACAUUCGACGUCGUGUGGGACGACGCCGAGAACGAAAACAGCUUUGUCAAGGCGCAGCUUGCUCUGGGCUACUUUUUUGACGACGACGCGUGGCCGCCGCCGCCCUUCAACCUGCUCCGUCUCCCAGCGGUGUGCGGGGCGACAGUGCUCCGUCUCCUGUCGCCGGCAGAGCUGCGCGAGCGGCUGAAGGAGGCCUGCGCUCUCCUGCUGUGCAGCUUCAAAGCGGCUGCCAACGCCAGCCGCGACGCAUGCAGCUGUCUCGCCUGGUUGGCUGUCCUGCUGGGAAGGAUCUGUCGUGAGAUACUCGACUGCACUUUCGAAUCGCGGUACAAGACCUUCGACGACGCAGCCGACGGUGUGCCGCCCCAAGACCGCGACCGCGACCGCGACCUUAACCCGUCGGACGUUCGCUACGUCGACGAGCGUGGAAAGCUGUGGUCCGAAGACAACAGCAUUCAACAGCUGCAGGAGAAGCUGCUGCUUCGAGACGACGAGAAGAUCAGCGCCGAGGCCCGUAGCGUCGUCGAGGGGCUGCGCAAGGAGAUCGAGACGCUUCGGAAAAGGAAGGCGGCUGCAGAGGACACAAUCGACGAACACGCCCCUGCGACCGUCGAAUCGGACACGAAGAAGGCACCGCCGGACUUACCCCGGGCCUCGGAUGGAGGCGGAGGCGGCAACUCCGCGCGGCGGCUCGUUGCCGGUUAA